Messenger RNA from Ectocarpus siliculosus, 1022 nucleotides. The record is from the annotation of a GenBank genome assembly. Lineage: Eukaryota; Phaeophyceae; Ectocarpales; Ectocarpaceae.
GCGUAAUAACUCGAACAAGUGUUUUUGACGGCCGGUGUACCCUCCGGUCGGUGAAGUAAAAAAAGUACCAUGGAGGUGAACGGGUGGUUCAUGCCAUUCUGCCGUACGUCGCGUAGGCAAACUCGCCUCAUCGAGAGUUGCUGUUCCCUAUAAAGGCCCGGCAGCCGAGCCUUGUUGAGUGUGGGUGAGGCUUUACGAGCCGUUGGGGGAAGGGAACCUUUUGUCUUUUUGCGUGCUGUAAUGAUAUCUAACAGGUUUUAUGAAAAACGCGGCCGUGAGUUUAUUUUUAGUCCUCUUUGUUUGUCGGUGCUGGUAAAACGUCUCGGUGUGAAGAGUAUUUUGCUCUGUAUUGUUAUCCUUGCGAACAAUAAUAAGUCAUGUUUCGGAUAAAUUCGCCUCUCCCAGAGAAGCUCACGCGCGUGAUACGCUACGUCCAGGGGCGAUGGGCGGGUGUGUGCUGAGCUCGGUCCUACGGUGUUAGCCUACGCAAGACUGCUGUAGAGCAAAACACUCGAAGACUGCAAAAGCCGCCGUAUUUUGCUGUGAACCAUCUCAUAGUCUCAAGUCAGGGCUGAAGUUCGUCGGUGUUGGUAUGGCGUGUAGUAUCGUUUAUGCGCAGCAGGUUUUAGUUCCUCGAUUCAGCAGCCUGCCCGUCGCGUGAUUUCCGGGCCGCGCCUGCACAUGUAUGUACGCGCCUUUUUGUCCUCUCGUGACGAAAAGAGAAAAGAGAGCGAGUGUUUUAGUUGUGCUGUCGUUGGUUUUUAGCGUGUGCGGUACACGUCUUCUGGUCUGUUCGAACGAUGAUGGGCGGAGGCAAAGCUGCUGGGUGUGUUGCUGAGUAGGCACUACUGCUGUGCUCUUUGUGUACGUCAAGUCGUUUCUUCUGAUGCUUUUGGUUUUCUUUCGCAACUAUUUUUGUUGCUCGUUCAUCCCUCACAUAGUUCUGAGGGGAUUGUGAUGAUUCUCAAUAGUGCAUCAGCGAAAUCUCCUACUUGUUACCUCUGAAAGAAGGCGAAUAUUUC